Messenger RNA from Aureobasidium vineae, 1383 nucleotides. The record is from the annotation of a GenBank genome assembly. NCBI's taxonomy places the organism in Eukaryota, Fungi, Ascomycota, Dothideomycetes, Dothideales, Saccotheciaceae.
AUGAUUAGCAAGACUAUCGAAGAAUUCCACGUCGCCAUUGUCGGCGCUGGUAUUGGUGGCCUGGCUCUGGCCAUGAGCUUGCAUAAAAAAGGUGUUUCUUUCACAUUAUAUGAAGGCGCAAAAGAGUACUCAGUCGUGNNGGGUAUUGGCUUCGCUCCGAAUGGAAUGCGAACGAUGGACCUCAUUGAGCCGGAAUUUCGUCCUCUCUAUGAGAAGAUCUGCGUUGGAAACAAGGGCGAAAAUAACCAGAAUAUCUUCUUCGAGGGCAUGCUUCUCCAAGAGGGAUUUGGACAAGAUCAGCCGUGGUUUGGCAAAUCCGCCUGGGGCCAUCCUGACUUCGACCGCAAAUCCGUAGGUCAUAGGUGUCCUGGAAAUCAGAACUUGAUAUUGACUAGAUUCAGNGCACACCGAAAAGCACUACUCGAGAUUAUGACUAGCUUUAUCCCCGUCGAGAAUGUCAGAUUCAACAAAUACCUGGAGUCGAUUGAUCAACAUCCCGACAAAGUCGUCCUCAGAUUCGCCGAUGGUGAAGUAGCCGAGGCAAGCGUGCUCGCUGGCGCCGAUGGUAUCAAGAGUAUCGUUCGAGAGCACGUGCUCAAGCCCUUGUUCCCUCAGGAAACCGCACCAGUAUACGCAGAUGCCUACUGCUAUCGCGCCGUCAUUCCCAUGUACGAAGCUUACCCCAUCCUCGGCGAUCUCACAGAUGUCGCAAAGUUCUUCUUCGGUCACGACCGCAGUGCAGUGACCUACCGCAUCACCGGCGGCGAGGAGUUCAACUUCUUGUUCUGUGUGGCGGAUUCAAAACCUUGGGCACUGGAGAAGGCCGUGACUGAGAAGACAACACACGAGGCCAUGAUGGCCGACUUCGAAGGCUCGGGAGUAGAUCCUCGCUUUCGUGAAUUGCUUGCCAAAGCACAGCCCAUCAAGUGGGGAUUCUUCCAUCACUGGAAAACUUCGACUUACUAUCAAGGACGCGUUGCCCUUCUGGGUGACGCUGCACAUGCUUCGCUACCUUUCCAGGCUGCUGGUGCUGCCCAGGGACUAGAAGAUGCAUUAGUCUUGUCCAACGUACUCGCGAAAGCCGCAGCAAUGCACGAGACGCCCGCCAACAUGGCUCCCUAUAUCAAAGCAGGCCUCGAUGCCUACGACUCAGUGCGACGUCCCAGAGCACAAAGACAAUUAGAACAGGCCGCUGAGGUCGGAAAGAUGAUCUUUUUCCAGCACGAGGAAGCAGGUUCUGAUAUGGACAAGAUUCUUCCCAGACUACAGCAAGGUAGGUUUAAUUGGCUCUGGUUCCACGACAUGAGUGGGGAUGUUGUCAAGGCUUUGACGAGGAUGGAAAAGGGUGGGCGGGAGCGGGCUCGAGCCACCGCUUGUUUGUAG